AAUUUCUAUCAAAACAAUGUUUGCCAUGUAAAUGUACAUACAUACUAUACUGUAUAUGUACUGUAGAUACGUAUACAGAAAAACGAGUACUUUAACCGAUGCAGUCUUCCUGGAAUUAAAAACCAGUUGUGUGUGUGUAGACAAAGGAACAAAGCAGAGGACACAAAGUAAACCAGUCAGAGGGCGGGAUUUUUUUUUUUUAAGGCAGGGCAAACUAUUUUAUAAGGACAGAGUCUCAGCCCUCCUCUCAUAUCCUUCUCUUCAUUCUCCUCUGAGCUCAACAAGUUUCAGACUACUUUGAAAUCAUGUCUAUGCUAGCGGCAAUCGCAACUCUCAAGAAAGCUUUUGAUAAUUAUGCUGGAAAAGAAGGAGACAAUAAAACUUUGACCAAGAAAGAAUUGGCUACCCUUCUGAAAAACGAGCUUAAGAUGGAAGAGGGUGGCAAUAAAGAUCAAAUCGACACAUUUUUCAAGACCCUGGAUGCGGACGGUGAUGGUGUAAUUGAUUUCAACGAGUAUGUCUGUUUCGUUGCAACCCUCGCAAUGUUUUAUUAAUGAUGCGUAGACUGCUCUUGCCUCUUGUAAUCUUUAAUCUGUCCGCAGUUGUACCCAUGCAUUAAAUGUAAAGUGAUAACUUUCUUUACUACAUGGCUGGCAUGUCACAAAUAAAAAAAAGUCAUGUUUUGAAGCAAUGUUUGUUUAUUAUGAUCUAAACACAAGGCAGAAAUUCUUGAUACAACAAUGGCCUCAACAGGUUAAACGUUCAGUCAUACCACUUUUAGAAGAACAGUACUGUCAUGAAUAAUAACACGUUUUGUAUCGGACACUUCACUAAUUCUUCAGAAAUGUGCAAAUAAAAAAAAUACUGUUCUUACACAAUCGACCGCACAUGCAAAGGUUUGGAGCGAGGGGAAGCCUGAGUACAUGUGGAAAAUGCUCAAGUAAACACAAGUUACAACAUUUACAGCUGAAUUUUGAGGGAAAAGUGGAGUCCUGUUACUGUGAGGCCUCUCCCUGACUAGCUCAUAGCCUCUUUAACUCCUACAACCUUAAGAUAUUCAGAAGCAUUAAGUAAUCCCAGUGGUAUUUUGUACAUUUGAACUAAAAAGGAUAUGCAGCAUUAACCUGAAGUAAUUACAUGACAACUGGGGCCUUCAGAACAAAAGCAACACCUGUACUUCAUCAUCAUUGAAGCCCUCCUGAAGUACUUUUCAAAUGGUCCAUUGAAAUAUGAUCUUCCUAUUCAAAUAACAGGUUUUGGAAAGUUCAUCUGCCAUAAAAAAAUAAAUAGCUAGCCUCCCAUUAUUGUGUUAGUGUUUGCAUGUUUAAUGAGAAGGACGGGGCUUAAUAAUACACUAUUCUCCAUGCACAGCUUUAUAUCUACAAGCAAUUCUCCAAAAAAUGGAACAUGAUUUAACAAAAGUUCAACAUUUUUCUUACACAUUCAAACUGUCUUCAACAGAUGAUUUGGUUUGCUACUAGAAUGAAGGUUUGACAACACUGAUUUCUGUGAUGUGUCAUUUUGAGCAACUGAAUCGGUUGUCACAUUUACUAUAUUUCAGCGGCAGUGAAAUCUUUAGCAGUAAUUAAGUCAUAAAACAUUAAAAUCCAAAUGAUCUGUCUGUCGUGCAUCUAUUUUUUUUUUUUAGUUUAGUCUGAAGGUCACUUGAAAAUCUCCAUAUAUAUAUAGCUUCGGAUUUAAUGGAUGACAUACUCCUGAAAUAAGCAUAUGAAGUACAUGAGCUGAGGGCAGUUCAUCAAGGAAGUUUUUUUUUCACAUAUUGCAUCGUUUUCUUAUGUUACCCGUUAGCAGUCUACAUAUAUGGCAAAACAUACCCUAAAGUCUGGUUUAAAAAUCGAACAGCAAAUGAUAUUUCUGGCUAAUAGGCGACAGAGGACUCAGAAUAUAUCCACAUGGAAUGCGGCCUGGCUUCCUGGGUAAAUCUCGUGACUCAUCGGAAAUUCUCGUUUUCUUUCGGCGUAUCGCAGUCGGUUAGCUUCUCAGUCUGAUAGCUUGCUACAACAGCUAAUGUUUCUGUGGUGUUUAAUGUUAGCGGAACAGGGGCUGAUGAAACUAAUCUUAUAGAAAGAUGGCGGACGUGGAGGGACAGGGAAUUUGUUCCUCUGUCCCGCCGUUACCUCAACCUUCUUCCCGCAUUGGCUCCGGUAGCGGUAACGGUACACCAGAUACCGGCGGCUGCUGCCCAACAGUGACCACCGUUACCUCGGGCCCUCGGCUGGUCCGAAUAGUGAAGUCCGACUCGGGCUACGGUUUCAAUGUUCGCGGACAAGUUAGUGAAGGAGGUCAACUACGGAGCAUUAACGGGGAACUGUACGCUCCACUGCAGCAUGUUAGCGCCGUCCUGCCGGGGGGAGCCGCCGACAGAGCCGGCAUCUCGAAGGGGGACAGGAUCCUGGAGGUCAACGGGGUGAACGUAGAGGGAGCCACUCACAAGCAGGUGGUGGACCUGAUCCGGGCCGGAGAAAGGGAGCUGGUGCUGGCUGUGCUGUCCAUCCCGCCACAGGAGGCCGACUGCCUGGACCCUGGUGACGAUGGAUCUGCCCAGUCCUGCUACGACUAUUCUGACAAGCAGGCCGUGCCCAUCUCUAUUCCCAGCUACACACACACCGAGCUGAUUAAUGAGAAGUUUGUGAUAUACAAUGUGUACAUGGCGGGAAGACAGCUGUGCUCAAAGCGUUACCGGGAGUUCGUGAUCCUACACCAAAACCUUAAGAGGGAAUUUUCUAAUUUCACGUUCCCUAAGCUACCUGGAAAAUGGCCUUUUUCCCUGUCGGAGCAGCAGCUGGAUGCAAGACGCAGAGGCCUGGAGGAGUACCUGGAGAAAGUGUGCUCUGUGCGGGUCAUUGGAGAAAGCGACAUCAUGCAGGAGUUCCUCUCAGAAUCAGAUGAGAACUAUAACGGCGUGUCUGAUGUGGAGUUGAGAAUAGCCAUACCCGAUAAAACUACUCUCACUGUCCGUGUUCGCAAAAACUCCACCACAGACCAAGUAUAUCAGGCUGUGGUCGUGAAACUGGGGAUGGACAGUGUCACAGCCAGCUACUUUGCACUGUUUGAGGUCAUAAAUCACACCUUUGUGCGGAAGCUCGCCCCCAACGAGUUCCCCCACAAACUGUAUGUCCAGAACUAUACCUCAGCCAUCCCAGGAACCUGCCUCACCCUGCGCAAGUGGCUCUUCACUGCACAGGAGGAGCAUUUGCUCAGUGACAACCAGCUCGCUGUCAGCUACUUCUUUCACCAGGCCGUCGAUGAUGUAAAGAAAGGCUUCAUCAAAGUCGAGCAGAAGUCAUAUCAGCUGCAAAAGCUGGCAGAGCAGAAGAAGAUGCCUAUGUACCUCAGUUUGUUGAGGGCUUGUGAGGGCUAUAAUGAAAUCAUAUUCCCUCACUGUUCCUGUGACUCUCGACGUAAAGGCCAUGUGAUCACAGCCAUCUGUAUAAACCACUUCAAGCUUCAUGCCUGCACAGAGGAAGGCACGCUCGAGAACCAGGUGAUCGCAUUCGACUGGGGGGAGAUGCAGAGAUGGGACACGGAUGAAGAGGGCAUGGCCUUCUGCUUUGAAUAUGCACGAGGAGAAAAAAAGCCGCGCUGGGUCAAGAUAUACACACCUUAUUUUAACUACAUGCAUGAGUGCUUUGAGAGAAUCUUCUGUGAGCUGAAGUGGAAGAAGGAGCUGGAAGAGGAGGCUAACGACAAGGACAAUAAGAACUGCAGUAAAGAUGGUAUGUGUGGCAAGAAUAUUUUCCAGCUGCUGAGGCACAGAAGGGAUGGGGCCACGUAGGAAGGGAGAUCACCACCUCUUAAGAACAGCAGCUCAGAUCAGUUUUGGCCACGACUUCGCCACAGACCCAGGAGCGCUCCGCACCCCACAACACGGACAUCAUUUCAACUCCAUUAACUACAACACGUGAAGCUCCUCCCCACACGCAAACCAACGAGCAUCUGCUAACGAACACAAAAAAACUCAAGGGCAUUAAAAGCCACAUGAGUCAUGAACCAGAACUCUUGAACACAGCCCAUCGUAACCCUGCGUUAAGCAGAGCAUCGAGCAUCUACAGACUCAGACCUCUCCUUGGCAGAGACUCAAAGCAGAAUGCGAUGAGAAGGUUUUGAACCUGUUUUUGGUCGUCCUACUUGGAGGAUCAAACUGAACUGAAUUAUGGGCACAUUAGAAAGUGGCAGUGGGUUACUGUCAGUGCUCACUAAGGGGAGCACAGAUAAUUGCAAUCAGCAAGGCUUUGGACUGCUCACAGGAAGACGCACAGUUUGUCUUUUUACAGGCUAGAGCAGAGGAGUCUCGUGUGUUUGUGGAUGCAUGCGAUCCCUGCACCUGCAGGCGGGGACAAACCAGAGCGUUUCCCACAGCUAAAUCAUGCCAAACCCUUACCUCUUCAGUUUGGCACUACAUUCACAAAAAGAAAAACAAUUAACAUGCUGAGAGAUGGUAAAGAAUAAGCUUCUUUUUUUUUUUUGGUGCACUCAGAAGGAUCAUGGCUACAGACCACUUUAGCAAACGGUACAAACGACGUCCAAAUUUGAAAAUGUAUAACCAAAAAAGUGUUAGAUAAGCUUAAUACUGUAAUAAACUGGUUGGAGAAGAGUCCAAAGCCAUGCAUUUAGCGUAUUAGUACUUAGUAUUAAGUGGACACACCAUGCUAAUGUUUUCUGUCCCUUAUUGAGCACAAGCUGCCAACCCAGCAUAGUGUGUUCCAUAUGUGGUGCUCACAGUAGACAGCAGGGGUCCUUCUCUUCCUGUCUGCUCUUUGGAUGGGAGAGAUUGCUUUGUCUCGGGGACCUCCCACGGGAUUUAUAAUAGGCUUGUAAUUCAAAGGGCCUUUCCAUGAAGCAGUAUUUAUUUCUUUAAAAGAGCUCAGGCACGGUGCAUUAAAGGGGGGGAUGGGUUGAAGAUUGCUGGCCAUCUUCUUUAUGUAAUAUGAUAAAUAUGAAAAUGACGGUUCUCAGUCAGCGGCUGAGAACUUCCGGGCCUCCCAGCAGCUGAUUACACAACUUCACUGUGAAAGCACAAAUUAUUUCCAAAUGAGCCCAGCUGGUGUUCUGAAUGAGAAUAAUUGUGAAGCAAAGUUAGGUAGAAUGUGAAAACCUUCCUUUAAUGAAAUCAGCCAGAAUGAUGGAGAGACUAUAAUGAACUAUAAGGUGAAACAAAGACAUUUUACCUAAAACAUUAUGAUGUCAUGAGGACGUAAUAAUCAGUCAAAUGCCCAGAAUCAGCUUGUAGCCAGUAUUCAGUUGCACACCUUUUUUUUGUGUUGGAUUCUUAUCGAUGGCUAUGUCGGAGUUUGUUAUGGUGGCGCUGUUCACAAACACUCUUUUAGUCGAUUGAUAAGCUCAAAGAGACUUUGUUGCUGGGUACAAGAAGUUCAGCUGAAUCUGUUGAAUGUGAAUUCGGCCAAACAUAUUCCUUCAGAUUCUUGUCUGUUUACUAAACCGAGCCCAACAUAAUUGAUUGCCCGGCGCCUUGAAGUGUUCGCCCCCUACAGCUCAGCUCCGCAUCCCUCUCUUACUUGUUCUGGCUACAGUGAAGUGCCAUGUUCAUGAUCUAUUUAGUUGAAAUACAGAAUUACAUCCAGCUAACCAGGUCUGGCUUUAACGGAGUCACAAUGAGAGGAUGGAGAUUGACCACCUGCAAAUCCCUCAACAUGCUGAAAUGUCAAAUUUGAAGAAGAUGCAUCGCUAACUGUAAUAAAAUGUAACAUAUUCUUUUAAAUAAACUGAUUUAUUGAGGCAGAGGUCGUUGUUUUUUGUGAGUGUGA
This is a messenger RNA of Menidia menidia (Atlantic silverside), 5786 nucleotides long. NCBI's taxonomy places the organism in Eukaryota, Metazoa, Chordata, Actinopteri, Atheriniformes, Atherinopsidae. The record is from the annotation of a GenBank genome assembly.